CAAGAGGAAUAAUCAAUACCUGCAAGGCUACUUGCUCUCUGUUUGUAAAUAGUUCCGUUUCAGAAAACUAAAUACUAUUAUUGGGAUGAGAAAAUCAUCUUUUCCUCGCUCCUAUGGUAGGUAACAAGGGAAGAUGAUUUCUCCAGGCCUUGUUCUGGAAGGGCUUUAAUCAGCUUAAUCUAGCCCGUAUCAGGGAUAAUGUAAUAUGGUGCUAUUGAGAAAAACAGGUGCAUUUAAUUUAGUUUCUGUCAGAAUUUUCAUUCCCCUUGGAAAAAGAAAAAUGACAAGGAUCUUUGAAUCAAGUAAUAACAUCAGUGUAAAGCAGAGAAGCCUGUUGUUUUACUGUUGCAUCUGGAAAACAAUAAAAAUUAAAGCAGAAGUGUUAUUUCAGCUAAAAGUAAGGAACUUUCCAGAGUUCAGGCAUUAUUAUUAUUAUCUCUUUGCUUGAAAAACAAUAUCAGAACAAACAGAAUGUGUUUCUAUAUUAAUUAACUUUUAAGAAAAUGUAGAUACAAACACAAAGUUGAGCCAACUGUUGUAAAUUACAUAGUUCACCUGUAAUGUCAGUGAAAAAGUAUAUACAUUGCUAUAUAUAUAAGCUAUACAUAUAGCUACAGUGUAUAUUUGCCUAAUGAAACAUAAGAAUUUUACGAUUCCAGAGAAUGCCAUAAAAGAAUAAGUUAGAGACCCAAAGAAGGGUCAGCAAUAUAUUGGUCUUGGCACUGUUUGCAAGAGAUAAAAAGAAGCCGCCCUUAUUGCAUUUAUCAAGUGUGAAUUCCUAAAUUGCCACAAUCCAGUGUAAGAGAAGCCCUGCUACGCAUCCAGAGACGCUUCAGCAUCCUGAUGUGCUAGUCUGACAUCUCUUGUGUGUCAAGAGCACUUAUUUUUAGAUGGGACAGUCAUUAGGGACAUAAUGUGUUGUAACUACUGUAAAGGAAGUAGUCUAGAGGCAGCAGAAGCGGAUAGAGAGAAGCUCGGUACAAAGACACUAAGAUUCUCUUUCUGACCUUAAUCCACAGAAGUACAGACUUGCCCUAUUUUUGGGAGUGAUUUUUGGCAACAGCAAUCAUGUCCUAUUGGGAAAUACCAUGUUUUCUAAAAUGAGAAAUUCCAUGUUUUGCAUGCUGAGUCAGAGAAGGGAGAAAGCGCCUUACCAGUAAUCCUCUUUAGCUUGAGGACACAUGUGAGAGCACUGAAACAAGACCUAGGGAAAAAGAGAAGCCUGAGAGCAGAAGAGUUGUCUUACUGUUCGUCAUGGCUUGGGUUGGGAUAGAGUUAAUUUUCUCUCUAGAUGCUCAUAUGAAGCUGUGUUAAAGAUCUGUGAUGAAAAGAGCAGUGAUAACACACCAAUGAUUUUAGUUGUUGGAGAGCAGUGCUUACACAGAGUUGAGGCCUUUUCUACUUCCAUUUUCAUAGACUCUGUCUUCAACUCUCUUGAUCUCUAACAUAAUAUGAACGAAUCACUGAAUCAUAUUUCAGUGAUGGGGCUGUUGUCCUAGAUUGCACCUUGCUCCUGCAGUGUUCACCCACCAGCUCUGUCAUUUUGAGCUGUGUAAUGAAAUGAGACACACAGGACAGCUGCUAGUUCUGACUCAUUUUGCUUGGUUCUUGGUCCUAUGCACAGUAGCUUCCUGCAACACAAAGCUGUAACAAAUAUAAACUGGACAGAAAAACUUAGCAAACGUGGGGGGUUUAAAUGCUCCAGAUGAAUUUCAGGGGAACACUCAUGGAAAUGUUGUGUAUCAGUAAAUUUUUACAGAGAAAAACAAUUUAUAAGACAAUUCCUUACUUUAAUAACAGAUGACAUAUGCUUGAUUUUGUCUGUACAAAACCUGAUGUUUUACUUAAUAUAAGGUAAAGACUACUCAGUAGGCUAAUAGUUUAAAUGAGAACUUAAAAUAGUUUUGGUAGUAUUAUAGUAUACAGAGCUAUGAAUGAACAUGUGUCCAUGCUCUAUUCCUAUGCUCUAUUCCUAUCUCCAUUUCUUUCAAUUUAAAAAAUGUAAAGCUUUUUUUAAUUUGCGUUUUGGUGUGUUGCAUUUCUCCAAGAAGAGUUUGUUCUGCAAAUUCAAAAUUACUCUAUCUCAAUUUAUUUUACUGUGUUUAGUAACGAUGUCUUACACUGUUCCAAGAUGAAUAUAAUGGAAUAAAGAGCCAAUGUAGGUUAUUGCUGAUGGUCCUGUACAAUGUAGGAAAAGGUCUGAAGAAAGCAACCUGUCUGAAUUCCACUAACAAAGGUGAGUACUAGAGGAGAGCAUGUUCCAUCCAAACUCAUGAGGAUCUGAGUCGAAUUUUCAUAUUACUUUUCCUAGGCCAUAGCUAAAAGUGCUAAGGUUACCUGCAUACAAAUAUAACUUUAUCUGGAUUUGGGAUAUCUCAAAUGCUGAUUUCAGUGUCCAGUCUGUAGCUAUUUCUUCUGUUUCAAAAGAAUCAGAAGACAACAGUGAUUCCAUGAAAGUACUGGAGGGACUCAAUGCUAUAAAAUAAGGCAAGCAUCCUGGGGUCAAAGAGAUCUCCAUUAAUGUAUUCAUUUGUUACAAAUACCCUUAGCCUUUCCCACAACUGCUUUGAUGAGGUAACUUCCCAUGUGGCACAUGUCCCACCUUCGGCAGCCUUUCUCCUAUAAGAAAGUAGAGAACAAACUACUGCUCAUAACUUCUCACACUCAUUCAAGAGAAAAGCUGUCUUUCUCAAGCCAGCCAGUUAAGCAUUAAGCAGGAAUCUCACCCCUGCUCUCCAUCUUCUGGCAUGAUUUCAUGAUCUCAGACUACUGGUGGCUGGACCUUUUUCUUUCUACUUGGCAACUUUUAGCUGGCUGAGUGUCUCUGCUUUUUGCAAUCUGGUUACAUUACAGGGGGUUGAGGGGAAGGACACUGGCCAUAUUUACAUCCUGAACUGGAUACUGUAUGGCUGUGAAAGAUCUAACAUGAAAAAGAGUCACUGUCCAUGCAAGUAGAAAUGUGUAUUAAGAGAAUCUGCCUAAACUGCCAAACUGCUGGUAACCUAGUUUGUUGCUGCCCAAUUCUGAAUUUAGACCACCUAUAUCAAUGUCUCCCACGAGCCACAGAAUCUGUCAGGAAUAGGUGGGAGCAAAGUACAAAUGUUUCAGGUUAUGGUUUUAGAUUUCUACAUCGACAUUCCAUUAUGGUCUCAAAAGCCUUUUUUUUCUUUUUUUUCCUUUUUUCCCAGGUCCAGCUCUAGGCAGCAUAGAUAAGAAUAGAUGAAGAAAAUGCAGUGAGUUGUGGAGCACCCUUUUCAAAUCAGUUAUCUUGGGGACAAAGAACAAUUAGAAUGAUUUUUUUUUUUGUAAUUCUGAGAAAAACCUUGAAUGUAUUCCUAGUGUUUCUAUUAAAUUUUGUGGGCUAUCUACAUAGUAAAGUCUGCUCAGAAUAGGAAAGUCAUUCAAUAGAACAACUGAGACCGUAUUUUCCUUUCUUUUUCUGGCUUGAAGCCAGAUUUAGGAUGGGUUGGAUAUAUUAGCACCUGAGAUGUCUGCAGACAGUUUUAAUUAGCUGUUUACCUAGUUGGUUUAUGAAAGAUGAUAGGAGACUGAACACCAAUUCAUGAGAUUAUUUCGGUGACUACGUGCUCAGAGUGAAGAUUUGCCUGUUUUCUAUUGGGAGAAAAACAAAGCUUUACAACAAUAUUAAGAACUUGUGUAGCAAGGAUGAGACUGAAGAUAUAAUACUAGUGUUUGACUAUGUCCUGUGCAGUUUCUUUACUUGAAUUUUCUCUUUAGCUUAAGUUCACUGGCUGUGUAAAGCUUCAGCUGGCUUUCCCACAGCGCUAAAACUGGGAACCUCAGGACACUGGUGCAGUUACAUUUUUAACUAUGUUCAGUUACAUUUCCAACGGCCGCAGCAGCAAAGUGCUGGCAGCAGGUGGUGCUGAAGGGAGCAGAGGUUAAGAGACUAAGCAGAAAAAGUGUGCAUCCUUCCAUCUUGGUGAGCAGAGGGUCUACACCAGUGAAUGCCUGGAAGAGAAAAUCUGAUCAUUUAAUGCACCAUAGUUAUGUUUUAAAGGUCCCUACCUCUCAGCCAAGAUGUGUGACGACGAGGAGACCACCGCGCUGGUGUGCGACAACGGCUCGGGGCUGGUCAAGGCGGGCUUUGCUGGGGACGAUGCCCCCAGGGCCGUGUUUCCAUCCAUCGUUGGCCGCCCCAGGCACCAGGGUGUUAUGGUUGGUAUGGGUCAAAAAGAUUCCUAUGUGGGUGAUGAAGCACAGAGCAAAAGAGGUAUCCUCACUUUGAAAUAUCCCAUUGAACAUGGCAUCAUCACCAACUGGGAUGAUAUGGAAAAGAUCUGGCACCACACUUUCUACAAUGAACUCCGAGUGGCCCCUGAGGAGCACCCCACCUUGCUCACAGAAGCCCCCUUGAACCCUAAAGCUAAUCGUGAAAAGAUGACCCAGAUAAUGUUUGAGACCUUCAACGUACCUGCUAUGUAUGUGGCAAUUCAGGCUGUCCUGUCCCUGUAUGCAUCUGGUCGUACCACAGGUAUUGUUCUUGACUCUGGUGAUGGUGUCACCCACAACGUGCCCAUUUAUGAAGGUUAUGCUUUGCCUCAUGCUAUCAUGCGCCUGGAUCUGGCUGGCAGGGAUCUGACCGACUACCUCAUGAAGAUCCUCACAGAGCGUGGCUAUUCCUUUGUGACAACAGCUGAACGUGAGAUAGUUCGUGAUAUCAAAGAGAAAUUGUGCUAUGUUGCACUGGACUUUGAGAAUGAAAUGGCCACUGCUGCUUCGUCAUCCUCCCUGGAGAAGAGCUACGAAUUGCCUGACGGUCAAGUGAUCACAAUUGGUAAUGAACGUUUCCGCUGCCCUGAAACCUUAUUCCAGCCAUCCUUUAUCGGUAUGGAAUCUGCUGGUAUUCAUGAAACUACCUACAACAGCAUCAUGAAGUGUGAUAUUGAUAUUCGUAAGGAUCUGUAUGCUAACAACGUCCUCUCAGGUGGCACAACAAUGUACCCUGGUAUUGCUGAUCGCAUGCAGAAAGAAAUCACUGCACUUGCUCCUAGCACAAUGAAGAUCAAGAUCAUUGCUCCACCUGAACGCAAGUACUCUGUCUGGAUUGGUGGCUCCAUUCUAGCAUCUUUAUCCACCUUCCAGCAAAUGUGGAUCAGCAAACAGGAAUAUGAUGAAGCUGGUCCAUCCAUUGUCCACCGCAAGUGCUUCUAAGCACUUUUCCCUACAUUUACUUCCCACUCAGGAUGACGACAGUAUGCUUCUUGGAGUCUUCUGGCAGCCCUUCCUGAAAUCCUCAGUCAUUGUACAGUUUGUUUACACACUUGUGCAAUUUAUUUGUGCUUCUAAUAUUUAUUGCUUUAUAAAUAAAGAUCUGGG
Molecule: messenger RNA, 5340 nt
Organism: Numida meleagris (helmeted guineafowl)
Lineage: Eukaryota; Metazoa; Chordata; Aves; Galliformes; Numididae
Gene: ACTC1
Product: actin, alpha, cardiac muscle 1
Exons: 8
Coding region: 4042-5175 (377 amino acids)
Biological process (GO): actin filament organization; heart contraction; actin-myosin filament sliding
Cellular component (GO): sarcomere; actin filament
Molecular function (GO): myosin binding
Source: RefSeq, a predicted model, not a curated record